AUGGUCAUCACUGCUCAGGGUAAACGGGUUCAUCAAUGUUACCAUUGCGACAAGCAAUUUACAACAAGUGGUCAUUUAGCAAGGCACUGUCGCAUACACACUGGUGAACGCAAAUUCACUUGCCCAGUCGAGAGCUGUGGUGCACCUUUCUCAAGAAGAGAUAACUGCACAACGCACCUCAAAAAGCAC
Molecule: messenger RNA, 189 nt
Organism: Protomyces lactucae-debilis
Lineage: Eukaryota; Fungi; Ascomycota; Taphrinomycetes; Taphrinales; Protomycetaceae
Exons: 1
Biological process (GO): regulation of transcription by RNA polymerase II
Cellular component (GO): PcG protein complex; transcription regulator complex
Molecular function (GO): RNA polymerase II cis-regulatory region sequence-specific DNA binding; DNA-binding transcription factor activity, RNA polymerase II-specific
Source: RefSeq, a predicted model, not a curated record